AUUCUGAAGAUUCCGACCGUGUGGAACACAACCCCAAACCAAACCUACCCAAAUAUUCCAAUCAGCGAAGAGAAACUUCUCGAACCAACCAGAAGCCAAGCCUGUGAACACUUUCCGCGAAUAUCCAGGGGAUCAUCUGAACCGUUCGUGACGGGAAAUCCAACGGCGGAAAAUCCAAGAUACGAACCUUCUGGAACCCAAUCAAAACAAUAUAAAAAUCUCAGUUCCCUUCCCCUCUCGCAGGUAAUCCAAACCCUAGUUGCAGCAGCUAUUCGUUUUUGUUUCCAUUAUUUUCUUUUGAGAAUUUUUAGCCCUCGAUUCUUUGAUACAUUAAAGCGAGAGCAAUGGCCGGAAAAGGAGAGGGACCGGCAAUCGGAAUCGAUCUUGGAACGACAUACUCGUGUGUCGGAGUAUGGCAACACGAUCGUGUGGAGAUCAUUGCCAAUGAUCAAGGCAACCGGACGACGCCGUCUUACGUUGCAUUCACCGACACUGAGCGUUUGAUCGGCGAUGCGGCCAAGAACCAGGUUGCCAUGAACCCUAUUAACACAGUAUUCGACGCCAAGCGUUUGAUUGGAAGAAGGUUCACUGAUGCCUCAGUCCAGAGUGAUAUUAAGCUCUGGCCAUUCAAGGUUAUUUCUGGCCCCGGUGACAAGCCAAUGAUUGUAGUUAGCUACAAGGGUGAGGAUAAGCAGUUUGCUGCAGAGGAAAUCUCUUCUAUGGUUCUCAUGAAGAUGCGAGAAAUUGCUGAGGCUUACCUUGGUUCUGCAGUGAAGAAUGCAGUCGUUACUGUCCCUGCUUACUUCAAUGAUUCUCAGCGUCAGGCCACCAAGGAUGCAGGAGUUAUUGCUGGCCUCAACGUUAUGAGAAUCAUCAAUGAACCAACUGCCGCUGCCAUUGCUUACGGUCUUGAUAAGAAGGCUACCAGUGUUGGGGAGAAGAAUGUUCUCAUCUUUGAUCUUGGUGGUGGCACUUUCGAUGUGUCGCUCCUUACCAUUGAAGAGGGUAUCUUUGAAGUGAAGGCCACUGCUGGAGAUACCCAUCUUGGAGGAGAGGACUUUGACAACCGAAUGGUGAAUCAUUUUGUUCAGGAGUUCAAGAGGAAGCACAAGAAGGAUAUCAGUGGAAAUCCCAGAGCUCUAAGGAGGCUGAGGACUGCCUGUGAGAGGGCGAAGAGGACCCUCUCAUCCACUGCUCAGACCACCAUUGAGAUUGAUUCUUUGUACGAGGGUGUUGAUUUUUACUCCACCAUCACUCGUGCCAGGUUUGAGGAGCUCAACAUGGAUCUCUUCAGGAAGUGUAUGGAACCUGUUGAGAAGUGCUUGAGGGAUGCCAAGAUGGACAAGAGUACCGUCCAUGAUGUUGUACUUGUUGGUGGGUCUACUAGAAUCCCCAAGGUGCAGCAGCUGUUGCAGGACUUUUUCAAUGGGAAGGAGCUGUGCAAGAGCAUUAACCCAGACGAGGCUGUUGCUUAUGGGGCCGCCGUCCAAGCUGCUAUUUUGAGUGGUGAGGGUAAUGAGAAGGUGCAGGAUCUGUUGCUCCUGGAUGUCACCCCCCUUUCACUAGGGUUGGAGACUGCAGGAGGUGUCAUGACUGUGUUGAUCCCAAGAAACACGACCAUUCCCACUAAGAAGGAGCAAGUAUUCUCUACUUACUCUGACAACCAGCCCGGUGUGUUGAUUCAGGUGUACGAGGGUGAAAGAACGAGGACUAGAGAUAACAAUUUGUUGGGUAAAUUUGAGCUCUCUGGCAUUCCUCCAGCUCCCCGGGGUGUUCCUCAAAUCACAGUUUGCUUUGAUAUUGAUGCGAAUGGUAUCUUGAAUGUUUCUGCUGAAGACAAAACCACAGGGCAGAAAAAUAAGAUCACAAUCACGAAUGACAAGGGAAGGCUUUCCAAGGAGGAGAUUGAGAAGAUGGUCCAGGAGGCUGAGAAGUACAAAUCUGAAGAUGAAGAGCACAAGAAGAAGGUUGAAGCAAAGAAUGCAUUGGAGAACUAUGCCUACAACAUGAGGAACACAGUGAAGGAUGAGAAGAUUGGGUCGAAGCUUACGGCUGCAGACAAGAAGAAGAUUGAGGAUGCGAUAGAGCAAUCCAUCCAGUGGCUGGAUGGGAAUCAGCUUGCGGAGGCAGAUGAGUUUGAGGACAAGAUGAAAGAGCUGGAGAGCAUCUGCAACCCAAUCAUUGCCAAGAUGUACCAGGGAGCUGGUCCUGACAUGGCUGCUGGAAUGGACGAGGAUGGUGCCCCUUCCACUGGUGGGAGUGCUGGUGCUGGACCUAAGAUUGAGGAAGUUGAUUAAACAAAAAAAAGACUCUGUUUAUCAUAUGUUAAGUCUUCAAAAUCUUCCCUUUGGGUUUAUGGUUUUUUGUUUUAAAAAAAAAUAUAUAUUUUCUUCCGUUUUCCCAGUUCUUAUGGCUUAUAAUUGUACGGUGACAUUCUUGGGGAGAGCUCCGAAAUAUUCGAGUAAUUUUUACUGUCCA
Molecule: messenger RNA, 2478 nt
Organism: Malania oleifera
Lineage: Eukaryota; Viridiplantae; Streptophyta; Magnoliopsida; Santalales; Ximeniaceae
Product: heat shock cognate 70 kDa protein 2-like
Exons: 2
Coding region: 345-2297 (650 amino acids)
Biological process (GO): protein refolding; cellular response to unfolded protein
Cellular component (GO): cytoplasm
Molecular function (GO): ATP-dependent protein folding chaperone; misfolded protein binding; ATP hydrolysis activity
Source: RefSeq, a predicted model, not a curated record